UGAAGUAUUAAUUUUAAAAAGUUUGAUCACAUCAUAUACAAAUUUUGAAAAUUUGAGAUAAACCCUAAACAUCGCGCGGUGGGAUGUCUGAGAUUCUUGCGGAGAAGCUCUGAUACUGUCUCAAUUUGAAGAGAUGGGAGCUAGUGAGAAGUGCGGACAGUUUUGUCCACUAAUUCAUCACCAAUGCAGUCUGAAUCCAGUUGUUUCUUUCUUCAAAGUCAUCGUCAGCAAUGAAUUCUUGGAAACUCUGUUUCUGCCUCCUACAUCUGUUAAAUAUGUGUCCCACUUGGUUGGUCAAGAAAUAUAUCUUGAGGACUCUAUUGGAGUUAAAUCAAAAGCAACUGUAUCAUAUUGUAAAGGUACACUGGCUAUCAAUCAGGGAUGGCGCCAAUUCUCGUUGGACCAUAAUGUUGAAACGGGGGACUUUGUGCUGUUGUAUUUGAUGAAUGGACCUGUAGGGCACUUUGUUGUUCACAUAUAUGGCCGAAGUGGUUGUCUGAAAACCAACUUUGAUGCACCUUCAGAGAGAAGUAACAAAAGAGCACGGACUAUCAGAAGCUUACCUGAACAAGAUGAGGCUGCAGGCAUAAAUUCAAUGAACAAAGAGGGUUCUCCUACUUCUUUUGCAACUAUGCCAGGCUUUGGAAACAAUCAUCACCAGCCCCCCACAAUCACACACACUCCAAUCAUUGAUGUAGAUAGUGGAAGGAAACAAUCCAGUCCACCUGUCAUGCAUUUUGAAGAACCAUUUUAUAUGUCUGGUCAAGAUAUUGGAUACAAUCAAGAGGAAAACAGAAUGCAUUUAUUUGACCUAUCAAGUUUUGAAAUGCCGGCAUUCAGGCAUGCUGAAGGAAACAACAACUUUUCAAAAGGUAAAAAUGAUCCUCUUGAUCUUGUUCAGCAAGAUGUGCAGUCAGAAAAGGAUACUACGUCUCUGAAUGAUCUUGUAUUCACAACCAAGAGAGAAGCCUACCACUCUCCAGGCAGGAUUCUUAUGGAUUCCAAUGGAAUAUCUCACUUUGAUGAAAAAAUGAAACCAGAAGAGAAAGAUCUCAUGCAGGUGAGAACACAAGGUGUGACCCAACCAAGAUCUGAAAUGCCAGCAAGUAGACCUGCUGAAAGAAAGAGGAUUUUAAUAGGAGACAAAGAAGCUAUAGAACAUGCUGAGAGUGAAGUUAUUGUUUUAAAGGAAAAAAGUUUCAGAGAAAGUAUUAUGUCAUGUAAGAAUAAAAAGAGCCCCUGCACAGGCAGUGCUCAGAUGGCCAGAGCACAACGUGGUGCCAAAGAAAGUAUUACACCAUGUAAGAAGAAAAAGAGCCCCGGCAUAGGCAAUGUUCAGAUGGCCAGAGCAGAAUGUGGUGGAGCAUCUGACGUUGCUAAGGAAACGAGAGUAGUUAAAAGAGAACCAGUGGAGGUGGGGAACGAAGAUACAGGAAAUGAACGGAACUUGAGAAGCAAGUCUUACAUAAAUGUCAAAAGUGAGCCCGUUGAUUCAGCAGAUACACCAAUACUUGCUGCUCCAUCCAAUGACUCCUUUCUGGUGAUGGUUGAUCAUCAGGAUUUUCUCGAACUACCAGAUUCAUGGCCUAGCAUAAGAACCCGAGAAAAUAAGAUUAUAUUCCUCGAAGAUCCAACUAACAGAGUUUGGCCGACUUUAUACCAGAAGAAGCAGCAGUUGAGAGUUUUAGCAGGUGGAUGGAAAGACUUCAGUGUGGCUAACGAGCUUAAACCAGGACAGGAAUGUGUUUUCCAAGCCAAAGGAUUCCCUUAUUACAGUGUUGAUAUUAGACGUAAGUAGGAAUGCAGGAUGGCAAAGGAACCAACCCGCUUGACUUUUUGAAGGUUUUUUGCGCGGUGAACAGCUGACUGUAUAGUUUAGUUUUGUAGGCAUUGCAUUGCUCACAGGUGCAGAAGCAAUGGAAAAUUGGAAAUGGUUCUUGAAGUGUUUUCUGUGCUGCUGCUGCAGCACUAUCUUUUUGUCUAGCUUUAGUCUAAAUGAUGAAGCUCUGUACUCUUUGUGGGUUGGAACUUCAUCAGUUUAUCUUUUGCAAAGCAGUAGACAAAACAUAUAUGCUAAAAAAGAUUCACAU
Messenger RNA from Ipomoea nil (Japanese morning glory), 2090 nucleotides. Its product is annotated as B3 domain-containing protein Os01g0905400-like. The record is from RefSeq and is a predicted model, not a curated record. The transcript has 7 exons. Lineage: Eukaryota; Viridiplantae; Streptophyta; Magnoliopsida; Solanales; Convolvulaceae. Gene Ontology annotation, molecular function: DNA binding. Bases 134 to 1798 code for a protein of 554 amino acids.